UCAAUAGCGCUAGGGGUAUACAUAGUUUUUGGUUACAGGGAUGAAUUGGACAGUGGCAAAGUCCGAGGUUUUAGUGCACCCGUCACCUGAGUAGUGUAUGUGGUGCCCCAUGUGUGGUUUUUUAUCCCUCACUCCCCUCCCAACCUCCCUGCUUCUCAGUCUCCAGUGUCCUUUAUACCACACUAUAUACCUUUGGGUACCCAUAGCUUAGCUCCCACUUAUAAGUGAGAAUGUGCAGUAUUCGGCUUUCCAUUCCUGAGUUACUGCUCUUAGAACAAUGGCCUCCACUUGCAUCCAAGUUACUGCAAAAGACAUCAUUUCAUUCUUUCUCAUAGCUGAAUAGUAUUCCAUGGUGUCUAUCCACCACGUUUUCUUUAUUCACUUCUUGGUUGAUGGGUACUUAGGUUGGUUUCAUGUCUUUGAAAUUGUGAACUGUGCUGUGAUAAUAGGUCUUCAAACCAAAGAGGUUAAAUUAUUGACGCAAAGUCCUAGGAUGAGAGAGGGGCCAGGCCAGCAAGUGCUUGUUUGAAAACCCAGCCCAGUCUCACCCCAAAGCCAAAUCCCAGUGCUAAGUGACUAAAGGUGGUGAAUGGAACGUUCACAAAAAUGUGAAUAUGAAUAGCAUAGCUUGAGGCCUUUGUCAUUAGAGAGAUGCCACUGGGAACACCAAGCACCAUCUUCUCAAUUGUAAUGAAAACAACCCUAAGACCCUCCUGGUGGCUCAUGCCUGUAAUCUUAGCACUUUGGGAGGAUGAGGCAGGUGAAUCAUUUGAGGUCAGGGGUUCGAGACCAGCGUGGCCAACAUGGUGAAACCCUGUCCCUAUUAAAAUUUUUUUAAAAAAUAGCCAGGUGUGGUGGUGGGCAACUAUAAUCCCAGCUACUGGGAGGCUGAGGCAGGAGAACCACUUGAACCCAGGAGGCGGAGGUUGCAGUGAGCCGAGAUCAUGCCACUGCACUCCAGCCUGGGCUACUGAGCAAGACUCCAUCCCCCCCCGGAAAAAAAAGAGAAAAGAAAAGAAGAAAACUCCAAGCAAACCUUGAAAACUCCCAGUGCUGGCGAUUUUCUGGAGGAACUGGUUUACAGUUUGUCAGGUGUGCCUACGUCAUCAUCCUCAUGGCCAUUUACUGGUGCACAGAAGUCAUCCCUCUGGCUGUCACCUCUCUCAUGCCUGUCUUGCUUUUCCCACUCUUCCAGAUUCUGGACUCCAAGCAGGUGUGUGUCCAGUACAUGAAGGACACCAACAUGCUAUUCCUGGGUGGCCUCAUCGUGGCCGUGGCCGUGGAGCGCUGGAACCUGCACAAGAGGAUUGCCCUGCGCACGCUCCUCUGGGUGGGGGCCAAGCCUGCACAGCUGAUGCUGGGCUUUAUGGGUGUCACAGCCUUCCUGUCCAUGUGGAUCAGCAACACGGCUGCCACAGCCAUGAUGGUGCCCAUUGUGGAGGCCAUGCUGCAGCAGAUGGAAGCCACAAGCGCAGCCACUGAGGCCGGCCUAGGGGCCCUGGAGCUGGCGGACAAGGGCAAGGCCAACGAGCUACCAGGGAAACAAGUGAUUUUUGAAGGCCCUCCUCUGGGGCAGCAGGAGGACCGAGAGCGAAAGAAGAUGUGCAAGGCCAUGACCCUAUGUGUUUGCUAUGCGGCCAGCAUUGGGGGUACCGCCACCCUGACUGGGACAGGACCCAACGUGGUGCUCCUGGGCCAGAUGAACGAAUUAUUUCCUGACAGCAAGGACCUGGUGAACUUUGCCUCCUGGUUUGCAUUUGCCUUUCCCAACAUGCUGAUAAUGCUCCUGCUCUCCUGGCUGUGGCUCCAGUGUAUUUACAUGAGAUUCAAUUUUAAAAAGUCCUGGGGCUGUGGGCUAAAGAAGAGGAAUAAUGAGAAGGCUGCUCUCAAGAUGCUGCAGGAGGAGUACAGGAAGCUGGGGCCCUUCUCCUUCGCGGAGGUCAACGUCCUGAUCUGCUUCCUCCUGCUGGUCGUCCUGUGGUUCUCCCGAGACCCCGGCUUCAUGCCCGGCUGGCUGACUGUCGCCUGGGUGGAGGGUGAGACAAAGUAUGCCUCCGAUGCCACUGUGGCCAUCUUUGUGGCCAUCCUGCUAUUCAUUGUGCCUUCACAGAAGCCCAGGUUCAACUUUUGCAGCCAGACUGAGGAAGAAAGGAAAACUCCAUUUUAUCCCCCUGCCCUGCUGGAUUGGAAGGUCACCCAGGAGAAAGUGCCCUGGGGCAUCGUGCUGCUACUAGGGGGCGGAUUUGCUCUGGCUAAAGGAUGCGAGGCCUCGGGGUUGUCCGAGUGGAUGGGGAAGCAGAUGGAACCCUUGCACGCAGUGCCCCCAGCAGCCAUCACCUUGAUCUUAUCCUUGCUCGUUGCCGUGUUCACUGAGUGCACAAGCAACGUGGCCACCACCACCCUGUUCCUGCCCAUCUUUGCCUCCAUGUCUCGCUCCAUCGGCCUCAAUCCGCUGUACGUCAUGCUCCCCUGUACGCUGAGUGCCUCCUUUGCCUUCAUGUUGCCCGUGGCCACCCCUCCAAAUGCCAUCGUGUUCACCUACGGGCACCUCAAGGUUGCUGACAUGGUGAAAACAGGCCUCAUGAUGAACAUCAUUGGAGUCUUCUGUGUGUUUUUGUCUGUCAACACCUGGGGACGGGCCAUAUUUGACUUGGAUCAUUUCCCUGACUGGGCUAAUGUGACACAUGUCGAGACUUAGGGAGAGCCACAAGACCACGCACACAGCCCCACCCUCCUCAGGACUAUGGAACCCUCUGACACACUUUGCACAGAGUUUUGGGGUCACACCCCAAAGUGACUCAAUGAUGUCCACACGCCAUCAAAACCCAGCCAGUGGGCCAUCUCUUCCUCCAGGCCCAGAUGCAGAGAUGGGAAUGGGCAGCUGGAGGGCAGGCUCAGAAGUGAAGGGAACCCCUCAAGGGCGGCUGGACCCCUCUUUCCCAAGCCUUGCCUUUAUUGCUGUGAGGGCAGGUAGCUGAGGGAUCAGGAUGCAGGCUCCUGUACCCGCUCUGCCUCCAGCAUCCCCUACAUGGGGCUCUGGUUUUCACUCACUUAGUCCUAGGUAGUUUAAGUGGGAAUCAGAUCCUCUGGUUGAGAGCUAAGAAAACCACCUACCAGUGCCCAUGCCUCUCCCGGCUCACGUUGAGCUGCCUCAGUUCAUCUCUGUCAUUCUGAAGGGGACACCCCAGCCAGGGACAGAGUGCCUGGUCUGGAGCAGCCUCCCACUGCUGGAGUGAGAGGGAACCAGAGCCUCUCAGAGCCUCUUGCAACUCCUCAUGUGGCCACCACCAAAAAAAGGAUGAGGAAUCUGAGUUGUAACUUCAGGAUGACACCUGGCUUCCCACCCACAGCGCACCAGUGGCCAGCCUGCUCUUUUCAUGACUUCGUUCCGUUUUAAUUGACUGGACCCCUGUCCCACCUCCCCAGUGAGCCUCCUUCAACUCCUGGGACCCCUGUUGUCUGGGCUAACAUUUGCCGAGAUGCCCUGGCUGACAGCCUCUGGUGUCCCCCUUUUCUCCUAGGCAGGUCAUCUUUUCUGGGAGAUGUUUUUCCUGCCAUCCCCAAAUAGCUCAUAUCACACUCCAAGUAUGGGCAGUGAUGGCGCUCUGGGGGCCACAGUGGGCUCUCUAGGUCCUCCUUCACCUGAGGCCCAAAGUGGACACAGCUGUGAAUUUCCCCUAGCUAGGCCACUUCAGAGUCUUUCAUGCCAGACCGUGAGCUCCUCUGGGGAAAGCCUUCACUUUGUUGACUGGCCUUCACAGCCGUGCCUGGUGACAACAGAGGAUCGCUGAGAAUGAGCAGUGCUUGGUGGCCCCUCAGCAGACAACCCCUGCCCGUGAGCCAAUCUACUUGAAGUUACUUGGACAAAGACCCCAAAGUGGGGCAGCAACUCCACAGUGGCCGUUGGAAUCCUCAGAACUCUCCUGUAAGAUACAGACAUGAGAGACAAGUACCAUCUUGCCCCUGCAAGCCCAUUGUAUUUCCUUCUUGCGCUGCUCUGGAAGAGAGGCAGUAGCAGAUAGAUGAGCUCCUGGAUGGCAUUUUCCAGGGCACGAGAAAGUCUGAGAGCCUCAGGAAACCCCAUCAAGGACCAAGUGUGUGUCUGGUUCCUCGGGUGGGACAAUUCCUGACCUCACUGUCCGGGUCUUGCUCUCAUUAAAUGCUCUGUCUCCCCUGGAAA
This is a messenger RNA of Callithrix jacchus (white-tufted-ear marmoset), 4180 nucleotides long. RefSeq names its product solute carrier family 13 member 5 (gene SLC13A5). Gene Ontology annotation, biological process: oxaloacetate transport; succinate transport; transmembrane transport. NCBI's taxonomy places the organism in Eukaryota, Metazoa, Chordata, Mammalia, Primates, Cebidae. Gene Ontology annotation, cellular component: plasma membrane. Gene Ontology annotation, molecular function: succinate transmembrane transporter activity; sodium:dicarboxylate symporter activity; citrate transmembrane transporter activity. The record is from RefSeq and is a predicted model, not a curated record.